AUGACCCAAGACACGUUUCCCCUUCCCGAUUUCAUUCACACCUCGCCGCCUUCCUUGGGCGGUUCCAAUCCAACCUUCCCUCGCCUCAAAGUCAGGUGCGCACCGCGAGUGAUUCUUCCCACCCACAUUGCUCCCGACAAACCCAAGCCUGAGGCUCUAGAGAAGACGAUUAAGGUUGUCGCCCAACUCGGAGCCAAGAUCGUCAUCUCGUGGUCCGUCGACGCUGCCUCGCUUGAGGAGGCGGACACCCUCCCUGAGGGUGCCCAGUUGGCCUUGGAGGACAGAAUCGGGGGCUGGAUCCUCAAUACUCGGGGCAAGCGCAAGGCGGACGAGCUAGACGGCGAUGACAACCACGAUGAUGCAGCCGCAAGCGACGACAACGGCAGAUCUAAGCUGUGUCAACCUCUCGGCUUGUCUCAGGAAGGGUCUUCCAUCCAACAAACGGUCAAGACUAUCACCCUGGACCAGAUCGCUACAAUGAUGCCGGAGAUCCUGCGACGUCAAAUGAUACGCCGCUUUCCUUACGUGUUUGAUGGCCCAUUCCUCGGCUACCGUAAGCAUCUGCACCUGCCACCAGCCUUCCUUACAGCCAUGAGCGGCUUCGCUUUCAACGCUGCCCGCCACCGGCCCGAGUUCCUCGUCAAAUGCGGUGGCAUCAUCGGCAAGAUGGAAGAGUCGCGGCGCGAACAGGUGCAGGGGCAGAUUAAGGCGGUCGCGUUCCUCCCGGCCCAGCAGAAGCCCGGGAGGCGAAAGACGGAUUCCCAAGGCGAGGCUCAGUCUCAAGACGACCGCCAGGCGUCUCGAGAGCGAAUCCAAGAAGACGCCAGCUACGCUCGAGCGGCAGACGCAAUCGAGGCGGCCGCAAAUGCUGAUGCCCAUCUUGUCGCUCGUCAACGUCUCCACCGACUGAUUGCGGAAAAGGUUGCAGCGGUCGGAACGACCAAGUGGCUGGACGUUCGACGCAAAAGAGGGCGGAUGGGUGCAUCUCGGGUUGUGGUUGACGCUCCAGCUGUCGACUACUCGCAAGGCCCUCCCGUCGAGGUGGGGAAACUGUUACAAGAGCGUCAGUUUGCUUCGUCGCUCGACGAAUCUCACCUCCAACACUGCUUCCCCCACCAUCUCUUGGGCGGUUCUCAACACCACCACUUCAACCUUCCUCAUCGGGCCUGGGACGACGACUAUGAUAACCUCGACGACGAAGCCGACUACGUCGAAGAUGACUAUGUCGGCUGUGGCUAUGCCGAAGGAGACGGAGACAUCUACGACGAUGAUUACGUCGGAUACAACAACAAUGGCGUUUACGACGACCUCGCGGACGACCUCGGGGAUGAGAAAUUCGGUACGCCACAUCUCUCGCUGCACCAUCUCUCACAUGGCCUCGAGCUGCGAUCACCCCACCAUAGACAGUGGUGCGGGAGAGAUCCCUCACCAUCACCCCUGGCCGGCUUCGACUCUCUCCAGCUCUCAGACAUUCCAAUUAUCAAGCCGAGCUUCCAGCGCAGGGCGGGCCUUAUCUACUCAGAUGAAGGUCUGGACGAUGUCCUCGGUCGACCUCUCGCGGAUGAUUUCGAGAUUGAUCUGGAUGAUUAUCUGCAAGAUAAUCUCAACGACAAUCUCGAAAACCGGCUCGCUGGCAACCUCGACGUGAGGUUCGGCAACGUUCUCAAGGGAUCUAUCAUGGACGGCGAGGAUGAUCUUGAGGGUCCUGACACUCUCGACGCAGGAUUCGGAAAAACUCGGGGCGUUGGAUACGACAGUGAUCUGGACAAGGACGACUCCAGCCAUCCCAAAGGUCACGUCAAGCUCCCUCCGGACGGAACUGUUGGAGGCAAUCUCGACGAUAGCUUACCCGACGACGGCCACGAAGUGCCUGUUAGAGACCUCGAUGACGGAUUCCGUGAAGAUACUGACGAGAGACUCAGCAGCAAGCGGCAAGAUGGCUUCUGUCUGGGGCCUGCUGUUUUUAUCGGUGACGUCUUACGUCUGGAUGGGGACGAGAUCGAUAACCAUGACGACCUCGAUGACCUCGAUGACCUCGAUGACGUCGUUGAGGCAUAUUGUGACGACCACUACCGACACGCAGAUGAGCCAGAGCGACCAGAAGCUCACGUGGCGAAGCAUCCUCCAGAGGACUCGUUCAUGCACUCGCCAUUCAGUCGGUGGGAUGACGGGAAUCACGAAGACGAGCCGAUGGGUGUCGACGACCUUCCGGGAAAUGCGGACUCCCCUAUUGCCAUCGACUACCAACCUUCACUCCCCGGCUUCGAUGGCGAUCGGGAGCCUGCGUUCAAUUAUGACGAUUCUCUCGACGGUGAUGGGCUGGAAGAUCUUCCCAAGCCCAUGUCUUGUUCGAACGCGUCCAUCCAGGACCACCUCUCAAUGGACGACGUUGACCACGCUCAAGUCGCCGACCAGUACGGCCGCGAGAUGGAUCUCCUUCAGAACCUGACGCCUGACUUGCGGCUGACAGGCACUCAAAACAUGUCUAUCAGCCAACAUUCGCAUAAUGACGAACGGAUGUUACUGAAAGAGCGCGAGCGCGAGCCCGCCAAACUUGACCAGGCGGACUGGGAUGUCGACCUAGACGUCGACAACUGGGGCGAAAUGCCCGAGCGCGCUCUUCAUUGCCACGAGAUGUACGCCGUGGAUGACGAUCUCGGCGAGGAGGCGAGUAUCAACACGGGCGCAGUGGCGCGGACGUGCACCGCGAGUAUGCGCAAGGGGAUAGCGACACGGAGCAACGAUACGGCAAGUACGCGCACAACGAUGGAUAUCGAUAUCAAGAAGAAGGGCACGACAAUCCUCGGCAGGACGGCCGGCCUCGGCUGGCGCCCAACGAUUGGCGUAGCGACAUGA
Messenger RNA from Cutaneotrichosporon cavernicola, 2856 nucleotides. RefSeq lists its product as uncharacterized. The transcript has 6 exons. The record is from RefSeq and is a predicted model, not a curated record. Bases 1 to 2856 code for a protein of 951 amino acids. Lineage: Eukaryota; Fungi; Basidiomycota; Tremellomycetes; Trichosporonales; Trichosporonaceae.